AUCAAGCACCUAGGCAUGCAGACUGCUUCUACAAACAUUUGUGAAAGAAUGGAUCACUCUCAGGAGCUCAGUGAAUUCAAGCAUGGUACCGUGAUAGGUUGCCACCUGUGCAAUAAGUCCAUCUGUGAAAUUUCCUUGCUACUAAAUAUUCCACGGUCAACUGUUAGUGGUAUUAUAACAAAGUGCAAGCAACUGGGACACAGCAACUCAGCCACGAAGUGGUAGGCCACGUAAAAUGACAGAGCGUGGUCAGUGCAUGCUGAAGUACACAGUGCACAGAAGUCAGCAACUGUCUGCAGAGUUAAUAGCUGAAAACCUCCAAACUUCAUGAGGCCUUCAGAGUAGCACAACAGUGCGCAGUGAGCUUCGUGGAAUGAGGUUUCAUGGCCAAGCAGCUGCAUCUGAGCCUUACGUCACCAAGUCCAAUGCAAAACGUCGGAUGCAGUGGUGUAAAGCACACCGCCACUGGACUCUAGAGCAGUACUUGCCUGACUGCAUUGUGCCAAGUGUAAAGUUU
Molecule: messenger RNA, 517 nt
Organism: Staurois parvus
Lineage: Eukaryota; Metazoa; Chordata; Amphibia; Anura; Ranidae
Source: the annotation of a GenBank genome assembly